UAAACAAUUAAAUAAAUAAACGGCGCGUUUCCUGUAGCCAGCAGCAAAAAGAUGCGAGCUGUUGAAUUUUCUGCCAUUUUCGUGCCUCAAAAUUAGGGACGCUGUCAGUACGGAUGGAAGUCUCUGCCAUGGAGUUGUGAGAGAUCCUCUGCUCGUAUGUGUGUGUUUGCUGGUUUUUUUGGCUGAGUUUCCAGUUCAUCCAGCGCAGGUCACCGUUCAUUUCAGCUGACGUUGCCAAGACGGUUGUGAUCCCCGGUACUACUGCAGUUUUGCACCGCUUUCUCCGGAGCCCUGGUAUCAGGAAUGAGUAUAGAAAUCCCCGAGGGGUUGACGGAGCUUUUGCAGAGCUUUACCGUGGAGGUGCUGAGGAAUCAACCCCGGGAUCUGUUGGAGUUCGCCCUGCAGUAUUUCACCCAGCUGAAGGAGAACGAGAGCAGGGGGGGCGCGUUUGGCAAUGAGCAAAACUCGGCCGUGCGAGCAGGGAAAGCCGUCAACUUCAUCGAGGAGGCCAUGCAGAUCGACUCGGAGAACGAAGAGGAUGAGGAUGACGAUGAGGAAUUCGUAGCCCCAGUGAUAAACAGGUUCAUAAGACGAGCCUCUGUGUGUGCUGAGGCGUUCAACCCUGAUGAGGAUGAUGAGGACAAAGAGCCCAGGGUGACUCACCCGAAAACAGAUGAACAGAGGCACAGACUACAAGAGGCCUGCAAAGACAUUCUUCUUUUCAAGAAUCUUGACCAGGAGCAAAUGUCCCAAGUAUUGGAUGCCAUGUUUGAUAAGGCAGUAACUUCUGGUGAACACAUCAUUGAUCAAGAUGACGAUGGAGACAACUUUUAUGUCAUUGAGCGAGGGACUUUUGACAUCCUUGUGAAGUCAGAUGGCACCAGCAGAACAGUUGGCUCAUAUGAUAACCGUGGGAGUUUUGGGGAACUUGCCCUGAUGUAUAACACCCCACGUGCAGCCACCAUUGUUGCUACCUCACCUGGAGCCCUGUGGUGCCUAGACCGAUUGACAUUUCGAAGGAUCAUUGUAAAAAACAAUGCAAAAAAGAGGAAAAUGUAUGAGGCUUUCAUCGAGACCCUUCCACUGCUAACAUCUCUGGAGGUUUCAGAAAGAAUGAAAGUGGUGGAUGUCUUGUCAUCGAAAGUGUACAGUAAAGGAGAGCAAAUAAUUGCACAGGGUGACCUAGCAGACUCUUUCUACAUUGUAGAAUCAGGUGAGGUUAGAAUCACCAUGAAGAGAAACCGGUUGAAAACAGAUUCUGAGGAAGAAGAGGUGGACAUCGCCACGUGCACUAGAGGGCAGUACUUUGGAGAGUUAGCUCUUGUCACCAACAAACCAAGGGCAGCUUCUGCAUAUGCUGUGGAGAAUGUCAAGUGCUUAGUAAUGGAUGUCCAGGCUUUCGAGAGGUUAUUGGGACCCUGCAUGGAUAUCAUGAAACGCAACAUCGCAAACUAUGAAGAGCAGUUGGUCACCCUCUUUGGGAGUCAAACAGAAAUAGAGGAGCCAAGUGCAUGAAAUUAAACAAAAAAUACAUUUAAAAACUGAAAUGCAACAUAAAGAAAAGUUGAAAUAAUGGUGAGUACAGGCCUUUCUACAGGCCUUUGUUCAGAUGCCAUAUGAUCAUAACUUUUGAAGUUUUGAGUUCUUGUUUUGCAUUCACAGAAGUGAAGCUCUGGUGUGUCAGUGAUAGUGAUUUUUACAAAUGACAAGCCAAACAUGUAGGAGAUCCUUAACAGGUUACACAUGGUUUAUAAAAAAAGUUUUUUUCCCAUGAGUACAGUGUUUUAUCACGCUGGGAUUAUACUGUAUUUAUCCAGUUACUGGGUAAAAUGUCAGUUUCUCUUUUGUGUUUUGUGUUUUGUUCACUCGUAUUGGGAUGGAAUUAUUUUUACAGUGAAUUUUACUUUCUCUCUCAGUAUUUAACAGCGAACAUUUGCAGUCUGCUAUAAUCAUUUUUCAUAUAUUUUGAAAUUAUUUAAAUUUUGUAAUUUUUUUUGUGCACUUGUCAAUGAUUUAAACUCUGUAGUGUACCUACAGAGAAUGAGCAAAUCACAAAGAAAUUUGAAAGGGCCCUGCAUUUGAGCACAAGACUGGGAUAGAAACCAAAACAUAACAUGUUAAUUUGUGUUAAUAAAAGCUAGCAGUGUGAUAUUGAUGGAAACAUGCGAUGGCUUUAUAAUAUGAGGUAAAAGAGAACAAAGGAAACAAAAGUGUGUGUAUACUGAUAUUGCACUUUGAAGCUAGCUGUGAAGGGAAAAAGUAAUUGCACACAUUUAAACAUUAUAUUGUACACAGUAUUUUAAAAUUUAGUUUUUAGUCACUGUCAUAAAUAUGUUGUCAUUUUAUAUUCAUACUUUAAAAAGGUAGCUUAUUUAUUUUACACCUUGAUACUUAAAUUUUGACAUUUUCAGUCUCAGUGUAUCACUGUAGUGUUAGACAUACAGUAUUUGACAUUUGUGAAAGAGUCAUCUUUUAGCCAUUGUUUUCUACAAACCAGGGUGUGGUUGCUUUUGGUAAAACUAAUAAGAAUAAUCACGAUCAAAUGCACAUAUCGCUUUAUCUACACGAUUAGGCUAUUUUGCCCCUACAAAUUCUAUAUUUUGCCUCUGAUCUGCAAUAUGCUUCACCACUUUCAGUCAUGUUUUGCUAUUAUGUUUUACUGUAUCUAUCCCUUUCUCUGUAUUUAUAUCAUAGUGUCUUUACUCCACCGGCAAGUUAACCAUUAUAGAACUUUUUCUUCCGAUGACAUUUGAUAAGAUUAUUUAUUUAUUACUGUCUACCUCCACACACAAACAUCACAACAUUACUCCACGCGGGAGCCUGCAGCCUCCCUUUCCUAGUAGCUGGCCUCUACUGAGCGCUUUUAGUGUAGGCUGUUUGUGUAGGUCCAUCAUUUUUUAUAAAAUUCAGCUUGUACACCUGUUAGAGACUUUCAAUUGCGAAUAAUGUUGACCUGUGUUUUAUAUAUUUAUUAACAUCAGUUACUGUGUCUGAUUUCACCACCUCUGCAAGUAGCUCUUUGUGUUGCCAGUACUCUCUACUACUAUUCCAUGAAAUUCAGAUUUAAGGUCUACAGACUCUUGACUCUCGCCAGAGUAUCCACAGUAUUAUUGUCAGUGAUAUUUGACUUUCCAUCAAAAUAAAAUACACUUUUGUAUUAAA
Molecule: messenger RNA, 3162 nt
Organism: Astyanax mexicanus (Mexican tetra)
Lineage: Eukaryota; Metazoa; Chordata; Actinopteri; Characiformes; Acestrorhamphidae
Product: cAMP-dependent protein kinase type II-beta regulatory subunit
Exons: 11
Coding region: 304-1515 (403 amino acids)
Biological process (GO): regulation of protein phosphorylation
Cellular component (GO): cAMP-dependent protein kinase complex
Molecular function (GO): cAMP-dependent protein kinase regulator activity
Source: RefSeq, a predicted model, not a curated record